GGGGGACUGUAGGUUUCUUGUCCAUGAUAACCGGUUUAACCCGUGGAGCAAAGGGGGCUUUCAUGUAAGCGCCCCAUCCACUAUAUAUGCCCCGCAGGCACCUAGAGUCCAUCUCCUGAUGCUCCCCGACCCCUCCUCAUACGUCUGUCUCGCUACCCAAACUGUUCUGUCACUCGACUUCCACAUCUUGGCAAGGAUCUGCAUUGUUGACUACUGUGGAACAAUUCUCUUUGAUUCUCUCGUACGGCCUACUGAGGAGGUCACUGACUGGCUCCCUGAAAGAACGGGAUUUGAUCCGUCGUACUUCACCUCCGAUGGACCAAUGGGUGUGAUCGAUUUCGAGAUAGCCCGCCAAGAAGCCGUCCGACAUGUGAAUGGGAAGACCAUUGUAGGGUACAAGUUAUGGCAAUCGUUGGACGUUCUCCGAUUAUCUCACCCUGCUGAUCUCACCCGCGAUGUCGCAACGUACUUUGCCUUUCAAACGGCUUUUCGUUCCCAGUCCGAUGACGAUGGUCUUCAGAAGCUUCUUCGAGAAUUCAUGCAUCGCACCAUCCAACAUGGCUAUGAGAACGCUGUGCGUAGGCUUUACUAUCCCCUCUCUCCUCGGUUUUGAGAAGACAGUUUUUGCUUGUUUGCGUUCUACUGACUGCCCCCUUUACUAAACGUCUUCCCAUUUGUUAUAUUU
Molecule: messenger RNA, 685 nt
Organism: Cantharellus anzutake
Lineage: Eukaryota; Fungi; Basidiomycota; Agaricomycetes; Cantharellales; Hydnaceae
Exons: 5
Coding region: 119-613 (164 amino acids)
Biological process (GO): ribosomal large subunit assembly; rRNA processing
Cellular component (GO): nucleus
Molecular function (GO): nucleic acid binding; exonuclease activity
Source: RefSeq, a predicted model, not a curated record